AUGUCGCUUAUAAAACAUAUUUCGCAUCUAGAAUCAAACAAAGAUAGUAGAGCAUUGACUGUCAAGCGAGAUAGUCGAGCAUUGACUGUCAAGCGAGAUAGUCGAGCAUUGACUGUCAAGCGAGAUAGUCGAGCAUUGACUGUCAAGCGAGAUAGUCGAGCAUUGACUGUCAAGCGAGAUAGUCGAGCAUUGACUGUCAAGCGAGAUAGUCGAGCAUUGACUGUCAAGCGAGAUAGUGGAAGCGAUAGUGUCACUGGUGUCGCUGGCAGUGAUUGUUCCACUAUCUCGCUUCGCUCGAUAGUGUUCGAUAGUGUCGCUGGUGUCGUGAAUAAGCAAGUGUUUUAUCAAUCCAAAUUUACAUAUGCCUUGGUCAAUUUGAAACCAUUGGUUCCGGGACACGUUUUAGUUGUGCCAUUACGUACAUCUGUAUUAAGGUUUGGCGAUUUAACUCUGGACGAAUCUGCUGACUAUAUGGCUACAUUGCAAUUGAUACAUAAGUUCAUUAUCAACACUUACCACGCAGACUCUUUGAACAUUGCAAUACAAGAUGGACCCGAAUCUGGGCAACUGGUGCCGCACUUGCAUACACAUAUAAUUCCCAGAUAUAGAGCAGAUGGAUACGGCGAUUCUAUAUACAAAAAAUUGGAAAACUUUGAUUGGGCAAAAAACUACCAAGAAUUUGAAUUAAGAAAAAGAGAACAUCACCAAAGACUAAAGGAAAAUAAGAAUGAGUUGGACCAAAAGGAUCAAGUGAGAAUUGAAAGAUCGCAAGAAGAGAUGGAAUCUGAAGCUAACAGAUUGAAAAGAGCUUUGGAAAAUUUCAAAAGUCGCUACCAAUAUACAAGUGAAAAAUAA
This is a messenger RNA of Lodderomyces oxycetoniae, 855 nucleotides long. It is a transcript of the gene HNT2, whose product is annotated as bis(5'-adenosyl)-triphosphatase. The coding region runs from base 1 to 855 and encodes 284 amino acids. The record is from RefSeq and is a predicted model, not a curated record. Gene Ontology annotation, molecular function: catalytic activity. NCBI's taxonomy places the organism in Eukaryota, Fungi, Ascomycota, Pichiomycetes, Serinales, Debaryomycetaceae. The transcript is spliced from 3 exons.